CAGCCGGAGCGAGCGAGAGAGUGAUGCCAUAAAUAUAAUAAUGACAAUAGAACCAAAAAAAAAAAAAAGACAUCCUAAGUACCUUAACAUUUUUCUCAUUUUAAAUCUCCGACGAACAAAUAUUGUCUUUUACUUUCUCUUUACUAAGACUGUCUGAUUCUGAUCUCUACCAGAUAACGAAUCUUGAUGCGCUGCAGAAAAUCUCAACCAUCAUUGACAAAAUCACACACACCUACCAGAGAUCCAACUCUCACAGCUUCAAUAAACCCACCAAGGAUCCGUAUCCGUACAAAAUAUGGCGCGAAAGUGAUUAGUGAAGGAGCUGGAACUGUUCAAAAUGGGAGAACUUGUUAGUGAUGUUUGAGGGUCAAUUUGGAAAGAAAUUUGCUUUGUUUCUGCAGAGAUUGAGUUGCUUUUGAGGGAGAAUUUGAGCUUUGAGAUUUUUUUAAUGUGAGCUCUGAUGUGGCUUAGCGAAUAGUGAAUUUUUUCUCUCUUCUUUUUCGGACAAGGAAGAUCAUACAAGUCCAAUAAAGGGAAUGGCAACACCAGUUGAGCCACCAAAUGGGGUUAGGAAUCAGGGGAAGCAUUACUAUUCAAUGUGGCAAACUUUGUUUGAGAUCGAUACAAAGUAUGUGCCGAUCAAGCCUAUAGGUCGAGGGGCUUAUGGUAUUGUGUGCUCUUCUGUGAAUAGAGAAACUAACGAGAAAGUUGCCAUUAAAAAGAUACACAAUGCUUUCGAAAACCGUGUUGAUGCGCUGAGAACUUUAAGGGAAUUGAAGCUUCUUCGGCAUCUUCUACAUGAGAAUGUGAUUGGUUUGAAAGAUGUGAUGAUGCCCAUACAAAGGAGAAGCUUUAAGGAUGUUUAUUUGGUUUAUGAACUCAUGGAUACAGAUCUGCAUCAAAUUAUCAAGUCUUCUCAAGCACUUACUAAUGAGCACUGCCAAUACUUCCUAUUCCAGUUGCUUCGUGGUCUGAAAUAUCUUCACUCAGCAAAUAUUCUGCAUCGUGACUUAAAGCCUGGGAACCUUCUCAUUAAUGCAAACUGUGAGCUAAAGAUCUGUGAUUUUGGGCUGGCACGUACUAGCAAUGGCAAGAACCAAUUCAUGACUGAGUAUGUUGUCACUCGAUGGUAUCGAGCUCCAGAGCUCCUUCUCAGCUGUGAUAACUAUGGGACAUCAAUUGAUGUCUGGUCUGUAGGAUGCAUCUUUGCAGAGCUUCUUGGUCGGAAGCCUAUCUUUCCUGGCACAGAAUGUCUCAAUCAACUUAAACUUAUCAUCAGCAUCCUUGGAAGUCAGAGGGAGGAGGAUCUUGAAUUUAUUGAUAACCUGAAGGCAAAGAAAUAUAUCAAGUCACUUCCUUAUUCUCCCGGGUCUCCCCUUUCCCACCUUUAUCCUAAUGCACAUCCUUUGGCAAUUGAUCUGCUACAAAAAAUGCUUGUUUUUGACCCAUCAAAAAGGAUUACUGUUACCGGAGCACUGGAACACCCUUACAUGUCUCUGCUAUAUGAUCCCAGUAGCAACCCUCCAGCACAGGUCCCCAUUGAUCUUGACAUAGAUGAGGAAUUAGGGGAAGAGAUGAUACGAGAGAUGAUGUGGAAGGAGAUGCUUCAUUACCAUCCUGAAGCCGUGGCAGUCCAUGGCGAGGUGCGCUCCUAAUCUUGUCUGUUAAUUCUGCAGGCCUAAGAGGGUUAUUUUUCUUAAACCGAGUUUUUGGUUUGUUGUACUAGCUCGUACUAGCUCUUUUGUUUAUGUUCUGUUUCCCUUGUUUCAAUAAUCUUGAAGAAGCACGCACAAGCCAGCCCCGCUGCCCUGGCAUGAGAUGACUAAUUUUGUUUUAAGAACGUGCUUAUGAGCAUGAGCUCUGAAAGGUAGGUGGCUCUUUCAGCUUGUAUAUACGUGUCUUUGUACGAUUCUGGAAAAACUUCAUUUGUAAAUUUAGUAACUGAAGGUAAUUGUGACCUGGUUUCACGGGUGAGAAAUCUCACUGCUAGUGCUGGGCAGUGAACAACUAGUUCUAGCUCGCUAUUUAUCCAUGUAAUAAGCAAACAUGCACGAGUAAUAGCACCUCUUAACAUCCUUUUCCUCCUGUCUGCA
Messenger RNA from Populus euphratica (Euphrates poplar), 2093 nucleotides. RefSeq names its product mitogen-activated protein kinase homolog NTF3-like. The record is from RefSeq and is a predicted model, not a curated record. The transcript has 4 exons. NCBI's taxonomy places the organism in Eukaryota, Viridiplantae, Streptophyta, Magnoliopsida, Malpighiales, Salicaceae. Gene Ontology annotation, biological process: protein phosphorylation. Gene Ontology annotation, molecular function: MAP kinase activity; ATP binding. The coding region runs from base 537 to 1655 and encodes 372 amino acids.